AUGGCUGCAGCACCGCGAGCGGGAAGCUUUUUGCCAGCCAUCAAAUGUUCAAAUUGUGCUCUUGAGAUCGAACUAUCAAUGAUGGGUGAUCAUGUCUGUUCGGCAGCUUCCCAAGUUAACAGCAACAACGGUUUUGAUGGAGCACCACCUGCCGUAUCGCGAAGAGACAGAUCAUUUUCAAGACCUGGCCCUCGCCUGCGAGUUGACUCCUCUGCAGCCACCAGCAGCGAUACAGCCUCUCCCAUCAACGGAUCCAACGGCCGGAAGUCGCCCUUCACCAUAUCUGAACGAAGUCCUAUUGCAUACCCACCACAGGGUCCACCUUCUCCAGAAUACACCAAUCUUGACUGUGCUUUCCCGCCCUUUCCAAUUACAGCACCACGUAGUGCGACUCCAGUACAGCAACCACUGAACUCAGAUUCACAUUUUGGUAGUGAAUAUGUGAGGGAGCAUGCUGAGCCCUACAACCAGUCUGGGCCAACCAGCCCAUCUUUUCCACAACACUCUCGGACAAGGUCAGUGUUGAGCACAGGGAGCAGGAAUAAGAGUGGUACUAUGGGAAACAGACCGGAAAUCCUGACGCGCCCAUCGACAUCUGAUGGCCGAAGGAAGCCAUCGCUGGCCAGUAUUUCAGGAGGGCCGAAAACUGGUAAGAAGCAACCACCACCUCUACCCGACGCAGUAUUUGUGAAUGCUGCACCUCUGGCUGCCCCAAAAGCUCGACGCGCGGGCUUUCUCGGGCUCAGGCCCAACCCGUCACAAGGAGAAGCUCUGAUGGAUCAGGCUUCGCAGCGACCGCCCCUAUCACCUAAUCGCUCGCAGACAUUUCCGGCACGCAACGAAGUUAGGAUGUCGGGCAAUAGCUCCAACAAUUUCAUCAGCAGGAGGCCUUCGGAGCCGUCAUCUGUUGGACUAGGAGGAAGGCCUCCUGUUGCAUCAGAGACUACUCAUCAAGCGUAUAUACCACCAAAUCAGAGCUCGAUAUCCCAACAACUGCCAGGCAUGUAUCCUCCUCGCACCGCUAGCCGAAACAGUAAUCGAACUGUUCCUAGAAAUCGCCCCUAUCCUGUUCGAACUACUAGCCGUACGGACAUCAAGUUCGAUUUCGCUACUUCGAGCCGUCCACCUUUACCAGCACAACACGCAAUCAAUGACCUUGAUCCUGCAAAUCAAUCUCAUAUGUCCUCUGAGUCUUCAUCUUCAAAUGCAUCCAGCACCUCGAUGGCUCAGAGUGGUAGCUCGUAUGCUAGUCCACCAACCGAAAAUAUAACUUUGGCAAGAGAAAUAUCAGAGACAAAGCACGAAAAUGAUGCGGCUCAUACGCCCCCACCAGACCUAGCUCUACCUCCACAACCUGCUCUACCCUCCAUUCUGCCGGACUCUCCAACAGAUCCAUUUUGUCUUCAAGGUUGCCUUUCACCGAUUCCCAAACCAUCGAUGAACAGGCCUCCAUUCUCCACCGCUAGCUCGUCGACAGUCUCAGGCCGUGCCUCCUCCCGUAAUCUGUCCUCACGAGAGUUACCAAAUCGUCGAGGGACCAGAGGUGGAAACAAGGGCAUUUGCAGAGGAUGCUCUCAACCAAUCAUGGCGGGCCAGAAGUCCAUCUCGAGUAAGGACGGACGACUAAGCGGUCGAUACCAUAAGCAAUGUUUUGCAUGCCAUACUUGUCAUGGUCCGUUUGAAACAGCAGACUUCUAUGUUCAUGAUGAUCAUCCGUUUUGCUCCGAGCACUAUCACGCAUUGAAUGGUUCACUAUGCACGGGCUGUGGUAAAGGCAUAGAAGGGCAAUAUUUGGAAGCAACCAAAACGAAUGGCAAGGAGGCCGAGAAGUUUCAUCCCAAAUGCUUGACAUGCUCAACCUGUUGUGUCAGCUUACAUAACGACUAUUUUGAAUGGAUGGGCAAGGCAUACUGUGAACGAGACGCAAAGUUAGCAGCUGGUGUCCCAGUCCAAUCGCCAGAUGAUGCUUUCCUGCCUCCAAGGCCGAGCCCUUCACCACGCCCAACCCUUUCAAGCGAUAUCACCCCGUUAGCGAGACAUGGUCUACCAGCAGGUCCACGUGCUGGCUUGAGACAGUCAGGACCUGGACCGGCAGGAACACCAGGAAACACGUUCCUGUUUCCAUUUCCACCCAACCCCGCCUAUCAAAUGUUAGAUGGCCUAAGAGACUACUACAACGAGAUCAUGUCGUACAUCAACGCUAGUCGAUUUAUUUUCAGCAACCUGGCAUACCUAUUGACUGUCGCCAUUUCGUACUCGUUCCACAGCACUCGCUAG
Messenger RNA from Endocarpon pusillum Z07020, 2277 nucleotides. RefSeq lists its product as uncharacterized. Bases 1 to 2277 code for a protein of 758 amino acids. Gene Ontology annotation, cellular component: nucleus; Z disc. Lineage: Eukaryota; Fungi; Ascomycota; Eurotiomycetes; Verrucariales; Verrucariaceae. The record is from RefSeq and is a predicted model, not a curated record. Gene Ontology annotation, molecular function: transcription coregulator activity. The transcript is spliced from 5 exons.